UUGAUCAGUGGUUUUAUUUUGAGCGUCAACAAGUGGUUGAAAACGUCAAAAACAGUUGUUUGUAUUGUCGGAUUAUCGACCAGUUUAUGUGUUGUAAGUGACAUGUGUUACGUAAAAUGCUUCCAAUAAAACAAUACCCCAACAAAUACACCGCCAAUUACAGAUGUCCUGACAAAAUAAAACACUUCAAAAUACGCAUUAAAAUUCGAGAAGUGGAGGUACCCACUGGUAAAAUCGAGGAGGACAACUCGAAAUGGACCGAGAGGACCUUCAAGUGGCAGGAGAAGGUCUACAGUAGGAUGGAGAAGGACCUCUAUUUGGAUUUGAAGAACUGCACCACUGAUUUGGAUAGGGAACACAAUCAGAACGUUCAGGAGGCUGUUAAGAAGAAUCAAGGAGACUUCUUGUUCACGUACACGAACGAGGACCACUAUGAAUUUGAUAAGGUUGAGACUGUGUCCAAGCUACAAAAAAUGAUGGACGCACUCGACAUCAAUAACUCACCUCUUCAUGACUAUGACAUGGAAAAGUCCAUUCUUUAUUCCAUGGAUAAUCCGGUACCGUAUAAAUGUGAAGAAAAGAUGUUUAUUAUGGCUGACUUUGGAGAUUACGUGGAGACCACCUGGGUACCACAGGAGCAGCCACUGUGCAUACUCAAGUACGAAACGUCGGGGGUUUUACAAAUAUACCCGGAUUUUACGAAGAAAAGGCCGUACUUAAUUACCCCCGACAGGGACUCCAAGAAGUGCUUCUACUACUACAUAGAGAACGCCUCAGAAACGCCCAACGAAGGAAUGCUUUUGAAAGAACAGGAGCUGUACAACAAGCUGGUUUCGAACCAAAUCGCCAACAAAAAGAGCCUAAUAGGCAAAGACUUCUUCCUGCCGCCCAAAAACAAGUUGUUCGUGUACAUGUUCAUAGAAAUUUUGUACGGCAAGAACUUCGAGCACUCGCAAAUCUACGUAAAAUACACCAUACAUCUUCCAAACAACUGGUCCAUCAACGACCCGACGCAGCUGCAAGGUUUAACCCAAAUCGCUUGCGGCAAAGACGAGGAGAGACUGGUGCAUUUCGGCCACAACUUCGAGGUGGUGCUGGAGAACAACAUACAAACCAAAGGACUUCCGGACUGCCCCUACAUUUACUUCGAGGUCGUGUCGAAGGAUAGGUGGGACGUUUGCAGGAACGAAGGUCUGACGUACAAAGCCGUGCCCAUCAGCCAACCGGGGAUACAUGAGUACGAGUUGGGGUGCUUCCGAUUCGGUCGUAACGGCCUCGUUGGUGAUCUUAGGAGGUUCUUCAUUGGCGAUUGUUCCAACUACGAAGACGUGCGAUGGAUUGGGGUGUCUAAGGAACAAGAUGACAAAGUGAUAAAUAAAUUUGGCAUCAACACUGUCGGUACUGGUAGUCUGAAGGUACGAUUCAAUGUUUUACACCAGUCUCAGGCGUUUUUGGACAAGUUCGCUGGUGAUGGGUUCAAGAACAGGGAAGGGAUGAUUUUUGACAAGUUAAAAGCUUCCAGUUUGAUUAAGAGCGUUGAGGAAGUGCUCCAAGCGUUCAAGAAAGCAAGAAAAAACAUGUUGGAAGCCAGACAACAAAUAUAAGAGAGUUCAGAAAUCUUUUUUAAACGGAUAUAUAUUUUAAUAAAUUUUUUAAU
Molecule: messenger RNA, 1657 nt
Organism: Aethina tumida (small hive beetle)
Lineage: Eukaryota; Metazoa; Arthropoda; Insecta; Coleoptera; Nitidulidae
Gene: Mks1
Product: Meckel syndrome type 1 protein
Exons: 7
Coding region: 117-1604 (495 amino acids)
Biological process (GO): cilium assembly
Cellular component (GO): MKS complex
Source: RefSeq, a predicted model, not a curated record